AUGCCAGGCCUACGAUGGGCCUCGCCGGCCACCCUUAGCCUUGUGGUGCUGGUGUUACAGAACUGCAGUUUGGUCAUCAUGACGCGCUAUUCUCGUGUUAAUGGGACGCCCGAAAGCCGCUAUCACACCUCUACACUCGUACUAAACCAGGAAAUUCUAAAGAUGCUGUUUUGCGUUGUAAUCUUUGCUGUGGAGAACCGUUAUUCCAACAGAGUUCCUCCUCUUGGUGCCAGGGAUUUUUUGACUGUUACCCCCAGCGUACUAACAUCGUUGUGGCGUGCAAUCUCUCAGAAAGAAACCCUUAAACUGUCGGUGCCUGCGGCGCUCUUUAUGAUGCAGAAUUAUCUUAUUUUUAUUGGUCUUUCGAACCUCGACGCGGUAUCUUUUCAAGUUUGGUCGCAGACGAAGUUGGUGUCUGCCGCCGCCUUCUCCGUAAUAUUGCUUAAACGUCGUCUCAGCAUGAUGCAAUGGCUGUCGUUGUUUGUGCUCAUUUUUGGGGUUCUCCUCACUCAGUUGCAGGGUGCAGAAAUGUCGGCAAGGGCUUCUUUGCCCACGGUAGAACACCCUCAGCGGCCUCUGCUUGGUGUUGUCUCCUGCGUCCUCUCCGGGCUGUCCUCCAGCUACGCCGGCGUAUAUUUUGAGAAGGUUGUCAAAACCACGCCACCCUCACUGGCGGUGCGGAAUAUUCAUCUCUCACUCUUUGGGAUUCCUUUUGCGGUGCUCUCCAUGUUUUUUGUGGAUAUCCUUCCUUCAUGGAAGGUGGAAGGAAAAAGUGGUCAAACGUUUUAUUUCUGGCGGGGCUACGAUCAAUGGCUAACCAUUGGUCUUGUCUUUGUUCACGCGCUCGGUGGGCUUUUGGUGGCCAUCGUGGUGAAGUACGCGGACAACAUCGUCAAGGGCUUUGCAACAGGAGUGGCGGUGGCUGUGAGUGGCAUUUUGUCGUUUAUCAUCUGGGGGCAGGUGCCGUCCGAGAUGUUUGUUUGGGGUUGCUGCCUAAUCACGGCGUCAACCGUCAUGUAUCAUCGCUUUGAAGAAGGAGCGUGUAACGGAGUAAGAAGCUGA
Trypanosoma rangeli is the source of this 1062-nucleotide messenger RNA. RefSeq names its product UDP-galactose transporter. The coding region runs from base 1 to 1062 and encodes 353 amino acids. Lineage: Eukaryota; Euglenozoa; Kinetoplastea; Trypanosomatida; Trypanosomatidae. Gene Ontology annotation, cellular component: Golgi membrane. The record is from RefSeq and is a predicted model, not a curated record. The transcript has a single exon. Gene Ontology annotation, biological process: pyrimidine nucleotide-sugar transmembrane transport. Gene Ontology annotation, molecular function: UDP-galactose transmembrane transporter activity.